Anopheles aquasalis is the source of this 1116-nucleotide messenger RNA. Its product is annotated as c-Myc-binding protein homolog. NCBI's taxonomy places the organism in Eukaryota, Metazoa, Arthropoda, Insecta, Diptera, Culicidae. The record is from RefSeq and is a predicted model, not a curated record. Gene Ontology annotation, biological process: regulation of DNA-templated transcription. Gene Ontology annotation, cellular component: nucleus. Gene Ontology annotation, molecular function: transcription coactivator activity.
GUAUCGUGCGGUGGGCGCCUUUCUUCGGAAUCGAUCGAAAUUAUCAAAAUUAUCAGAGAACCGAGAAAUUACCGAGAAAAUUCCUCAGUUAAUAGUUUGGCUACGCAGCUAGGAAGCGAGAUUUGGCAAAGAUGUCUAAUUACAAGCCUAUCGAUAGCGCGAAGGAGGACUUCCGGAAGUAUCUGAAUCGGCAGGGUGUCCUCGAUGCCAUCACGAAGGUGCUCACAAAGUGCAACUACAACCGUCCGGAGAACGCGAUCGAGUUUCUGGUGGAUAAUCUGGGCGACCGCGUGAAGGAGGAGGAGACGAUUGCACGGCUGACGAGCGCCCUGACCGAGGCUCAAAAUGAAAUCGCGCGCCUUAACAAAAUUAUCAACACCCUGAAGGGCAAUCAGGAUGGGCAGGAGAAGGAAGGUAGCGACACACCGGAGACCAUCACCAGCGAGGAGAAUCCCACCCCCGAGAAAGUUCCUGCUACCGACAACAGCGGUAGUACGCUGGUGGCGUCCGUUGCAGAUGAGGUCGUAAAAGAAGAGCCGGCAGUGCCGGUAAAGGCAGAAUCUACCCCAAAGGAACCGGAACCGGCGCAGGAACACGUCAAGCAGGAACAGCCGACAGAAGCGGCUGCAACGACGACGGUGACGGCGACGACGACGGCGACGGCUCCCGCCAGCGGAACCAAACCGGCCGACGAGAAGGCAUAAGCGGUAAAGACCUUCGUCGGUUGUUAUCAUUUAGAUUAAGCUGGCCACAUUCAACUUACGCGGAGAUCGGAGAAGGGGAAGGUAUCGGUCGUGUUCAUGAAAACAUGAAUCGCCGGUGUAGAAAUAACGGAGCAAAGACACAGGCUAGACUGUAGGCAACUGAUUCGUCCACACGUUUAUCAACUCGAUGUUGAAGAGAUUUCCUUUGCUUUACCACCGCCAUAACCAUUCAUUAACGAGUUAAAAGUACAAUGAUCGAGCGCGCGGCUCAAUCACAGUCCGAUCGUGUCCCGGGCAGCAGCGGCAGCCGGAGUAUUUAUCAUAGCAUCAUUCCUGGCACAUUUCUGUCCUAUCGUCAGAAAUGCGCACGAACCAAUGAUCUCGUGGCAGUGAAUAAACGGGGGAAACGAGA